This is a messenger RNA of [Candida] anglica, 879 nucleotides long. The record is from the annotation of a GenBank genome assembly. Lineage: Eukaryota; Fungi; Ascomycota; Pichiomycetes; Serinales; Debaryomycetaceae.
AGUUUUUUUCCAAUUAUAUCACUCAUAUCAAGCUCUUAAGAUGUCUUUUGAAAACAAGAACUUGUUCCACUUAUUGGGCAACGACGUGGAGGAUGACACCACUCCAGCUCCAGCUCCAAAGGAAAUUGUGAGAAACACUGGUUCUUCUAAGAAGGCUGAUGUUCCUCCAGCUUCCGCUGACCCAUCCAAGGCCAAGAAGAAGGCCAAGGUUACUGGUAACGAAGGUGCCUUAAAGAACAAGGUCAACAACAAGACCGUUCCUGGUCCAUCCGCUACUCCAUCUAAGCACUCCAAGAAGUCUUUCGACCGUCACUCCAGAAGUGGUAAGACUGACUCUGCCAAGAAGCUUAAGCAAGGUUGGGGUUCUGAUGACAAGAGAGAUGUUGACGAAUCCGCUGCUGCCGCUGACGCUGAAGCUGAAGCUGAAGAUGAAGCUAACACCGUUGAUGAAUCUCCAGCUGUUCAAAAGAAGUCUUUGCAAGAUUACUUUGCUGAAUUAGCUUUGAAGAAGGAUGAAUUUGCUUCUAAGACUGUUAGAAAGGCCAACCAAGGUGCUGAAGACAAGUGGACUGAAUCCGAAACUAUCACCAAGGAUCAAGAAGCUUUCAUUCAACCAACCCAAGGUAAGAAGCUUAAGUCUAAGGCUCCAAAGGAAAAGAAGUUCUUGGACAUUGAUGCCAAGUUUGCUGAUGAAACUUCUUCUGCUCCAAAGAAGACUUUUGAAUCCAAGAGACCAGCCAGAGGUAGAGGUGGUAAGGCUACUUCUUCUAGAAAGCCAGCCUCCUCCGGUGCUGCUAAGCCAGCUGUUGACGACAAGAACUUUCCAUCUUUGUAAGGAAGCUGUCGGGCCCCGCCUACAACGUAUAGCUACAAAUAUAC